AUGUCCGAACUGACUAAAGAGCUGAUGGAGCUGGUGUGGGGCACCAAGAGCAGCCCCGGUCUCUCUGACACCAUCUUCUGCCGCUGGACACAAGGGUUUGUGUUUAGUGAAUCAGAGGGAUCUGCAUUAGAACAGUUUGAAGGUGGCCCCUGUGCUGUUAUUGCACCUGUUCAGGCCUUUCUUUUGAAGAAGCUCCUGUUUUCUUCUGAGAAGUCUUCUUGGAGGGAUUGCCCAGAGGAAGAGCGGAAGGAACUCCUUUGUCAUACCUUAUGUGAUAUUUUAGAAAGUGCCUGUUGUGACAACUCUGGAGCAUUCUGCCUGGUUUCCUGGUUAAGAGGAAAGACAACUGAGGAGCAGACUGCGGGCAUUUCUGGGAGUCCUGCAGAAUCUAGUUGCCAAGUGGAGCAUUCUGCUGCCUUGGCUGUCGAAGAGCUUGGCUUUGAGCGAUUUCAUGCAUUAAUUCAAAAAAGAUCAUUCAGAAGUUUACCUGAAUUAAAGGAUGCUGUCCUGGACCAGUAUUCAAUGUGGGGAAACAAAUUUGGAGUAUUGCUUUUUUUGUAUUCUGUGUUACUGACCAAGGGCAUUGAAAACAUAAAAAAUGAAAUUGAAGAUUCAAAUGAACCUUUGAUAGAUCCUGUAUAUGGACAUGGCAGCCAAAGUUUAAUUAACCUCCUACUGACUGGACAUGCUGUUUCUAAUGUAUGGGAUGGUGAUAGAGAAUGCUCAGGAAUGAAACUUCUUGGUAUACAUGAACAAGCAGCAGUAGGAUUCUUAACAUUAAUGGAAGCUUUAAGAUACUGUAAGGUUGGUUCUUACUUGAAAUCUCCAAAAUUCCCUAUUUGGAUUGUUGGCAGUGAAACUCACCUCACCGUAUUUUUUGCCAAGGACAUGGCUUUAGUUGCUCCUGAGGCACCUUCAGAACAAGCCAGGAGAGUUUUUCAAACCUAUGAUCCAGAAGAUAAUGGAUUCAUACCUGAAUCACUUCUAGAAGAUGUGAUGAAAGCAUUGGACCUCGUUUCAGAUCCUGAAUAUAUAAAUCUCAUGAAGAAUAAAUUAGAUCCAGAAGGAUUAGGAAUCAUAUUAUUGGGUCCAUUCCUCCAAGAAUUUUUUCCUGAUCAGGGUUCCAGUGGUCCAGAGUCGUUUACUGUCUAUCACUACAAUGGAUUGAAGCAGUCAAAUUAUAAUGAAAAGGUCAUGUAUGUUGAAGGGACUGCAGUGGUUAUGGGUUUUGAAGAUCCCAUGCUACAGACAGAUGACACUCCUAUUAAACGCUGUCUCCAAACCAAAUGGCCAUACAUUGAGUUACUGUGGACCACAGAUCGCUCUCCUUCACUGAACUAA
Puma concolor (puma) is the source of this 1341-nucleotide messenger RNA. It is a transcript of the gene MINDY3, whose product is annotated as MINDY lysine 48 deubiquitinase 3. The record is from RefSeq and is a predicted model, not a curated record. Gene Ontology annotation, biological process: protein K48-linked deubiquitination. Gene Ontology annotation, molecular function: calcium ion binding; cysteine-type deubiquitinase activity; K48-linked deubiquitinase activity. Lineage: Eukaryota; Metazoa; Chordata; Mammalia; Carnivora; Felidae.